Radiomyces spectabilis is the source of this 5095-nucleotide messenger RNA. RefSeq lists its product as uncharacterized. Gene Ontology annotation, molecular function: protein binding; sterol binding. Gene Ontology annotation, biological process: SREBP signaling pathway. The transcript has 5 exons. Gene Ontology annotation, cellular component: Golgi membrane; endoplasmic reticulum membrane. The record is from RefSeq and is a predicted model, not a curated record. Lineage: Eukaryota; Fungi; Mucoromycota; Mucoromycetes; Mucorales; Radiomycetaceae. Bases 366 to 4967 code for a protein of 1533 amino acids.
GUCCUCUUGAAUGACCAAUAAGUUAUAGAGAAACCCCUUGCCUGUUUUGCGUGUGAUUAAAUUUUCAGCUCCGCUCAUGUCGUACAAAAGCAAGUGCCCGUGUCGCUUGUUGUUUCUUUGCUGCUUGCACCGGCCCCGCACCUGGUUCCUGUUUUUGUUGAACUUGAAACCCCCUUACUUUCUCUCCUUUCCUUUUCACUCCAAUUCUUCUUUGAUCCUGUAAUUUUAGGCUCUGAAUUAAGUUUUACUGCUAUUGCUUACAUGCACAGACCAUAACCCCGCAUUUUCCAAACCAUCCUUGGCUCUUAAGCACGAAUCCCUUUUUUUUUACCCUUUUUUCACUGCAUUUUUUAUUGUGCUGUACCAUGCCAUUAUUAGUGAUGCAUAGAUUGGCAACUCGCCUAUCUACCUACUUUUAUGGGUAUGGGAAACUUUGUGCCUCCCAUUCUUUGAUACUCUUGUUUUUCUCUUUAGCGUGCGUAUGUUUCUUGUCCUUGCCCGUCAUUACAAACGUCAUUCACGCACAUACCCACACCUUCACCAUACCAACCAGCCACCUCGAUGCUAAACUAUGGCAAUUUUCACCCCAUGUUCAUUCGAUUGAUCAUUCCUCCAACUCCUUGCGUGCACCUUCCAUGAUCGCUCAACAGAUUCACCUCAUGAUUCCUGAACAAACGAUAACCACCGAACUGCUCAGCGAGACAAUGAAGCUUCGAGACGCUCUUCAAUCCGUCACCGUCAAUGUGAACGGCAAACAGCAAUCGCUUCGUUCUAUUUGUGUUACGCAUCACGGGCAGUGCAUAAUCCACUCACCUUUGGAUUACUGGACUUCGUCGUCUGAUUUAUUACAAGAUACUGCCUGGCCUACUACCAUCAGUCGUCGUCAGCAUGCUAUCUCUCAAACCUCGGGUCUACUUUUGCAUCCUUUUUCGCUUUUCGCCAAUGUGACCAUGAGUGCACAAAAUCAAUGGAUCGAUGCGGAGUCAAUUAUUAUGACAGUACUAAUCCAGCCGUCGCCUUUUUUUGAUGCCCAACAUAUCUGGGACCUUUUAUGGCAACAUGCCACAGAAUAUGUUGGUUUGAAGCACCAUCGUGACAGCAUCAAUUUCCAGACAUCUUCCUCCUCGAUCCCUCGUGGUUGGUAUGAUCAAUUAUUACUACCUCCGCAUACGUUGCAAUUCAAGUAUCAGUUAUUUCCCUAUGCGGUUCCCCCUGAAAUAUAUGUAUCAAUCGGAGCUUGCAUCGCUACCUUUUACAUGGUGUCGGCCGCCUUUGGCAGAUCGAAACUUGUGCGAUCUCAAUAUCUCUUCGGAUUAGCCGCUGUUUUCUUGUCCAUAGCCUGUUUCACGACAACGUUGGGCAUCCUGCACUAUCUCGAUAUCGAACUCACCAGGCUGCCCUGGUACCUGUUACCCGUCGUGGCAUGCGUCGCCACCUUGGAGAACGUGUUUCUGUUGACCAACGCCGUCCUAGAUGCAGGCUGUGAUAUGCAUGUGAAAGAAAAAGUCGCUCGAGGCAUGCAAAGUGUUGGUCUUCCUAUGAUGGCCACUUUGAUUGCCGAAAUGGGCAUAUUGGCUAUCGGUGGUUCCAUGGAGAAACCCCUCGUAAAGGAAUUUUGUUUCUUUGCCAAGUUACUCUUGCUCGUUGAAUACGCUCUUCAAAUGACUUUCUUCGUUGCUAUAUUGACGAUUGACGUCAAAAGAGUCGAGCUGGCUGAUCUUAACGACAAUAAAGUAUCCAAGCGCAUCCGGGAACUGUCAAAGUAUGAUGGAGACGUCGGUGACGAUCCCGAUUUUUGCCCGGUACAGGAUACACCCGAUGAGUUGCAAUCCAAAUCAUGCGCUGAAUGCAAAGAAUUCAAAACCCAUCGAGCCUUCAACGCCCUCAUCCUUUGCCUUGUCCUUCUGGCUCUUUCGGUAUUUUGCUCCCAUAGCGAUUAUCCGUUGCCUACAGCUGUGACGAUGCCUCCAAAACCAUCUUCAACGAUGCACAAACUGCUCAUCUCCAUUUCAUCUCGUUUCUGGAGAACCGUCAAUCCAUCGCAUGAUAUGCAGUCGCUGGUAGUAAAUGCACCUUUUAUGGUCAUUUUUUCUGAAGAUGUGGAGAGAAGUUCAGCUGUGCUUCUCCAACAUGAAGCGCUAUACCCGCCUGUAGCCACGGCAUGGUCUGCUUCCGAUUCUUUGACAAAUGACCAUACAUCCUCUGUUUUCCGCCAUGUCUCGUUUUUAUUUAUACAAUACGCAUCGGCACUGGCAGUUAGGAUCAAUAUCCCGUCUGUGCUCUUAUGUAUCGUCCUUGCCGGUAUCAUGAUAUGGAUGUCGCCGUACUACCGAAAUCGAUGGUUAAUUCCCUUGUUGAAACAUCUUUUCGUCAAAGCCACUCUCCAGCUUUUGCUUUGUAUUCAGAAAAUCGUACCUUCGUGGUCAUCAGCCAUUCUCGAGCGGACAACGCUUCGCAUUUCCGAAUAUGACAAGGACGGUGUUCAUUUUGGUGCCAUCUCAGCCCAAAAACUGUUCAACCAACAACAGCAACGAUCCGUGCAAACAGUUACCGUUCAAACACUUUCAGGAAAACACGUGGCCGAUUUACGCCAAAUAGGCGUCAGUGGAAAAUGUACCACCAUCGUUUCCAGCGGACAAGAUGGGCGUGUCGUACUGUGGGACCCCCAACGAGGUGACUGGAUGGCCCGCUUGGAUCGAUGCUACCAGACAGCCAAUGGCAAAAUACAAGCCCAGUUGAAUACCGCCUACUACCGGGGUGGUCGAAAAAAGCCCACCCUCUCUCUGGAUGCUCCAGCACAGCAGAAAACCAUCAAAUCAGCCAGAUGCGUUCAGAUUGAUAAGAGCAAUCAAUGGUUAGCUAUUGCUUCAGAUGAAGCUGUUCUUCAAUUGUGGGAGAUCAGUACCGGUACGCUUAUUCGUGAAAUCGAUAUGCAAUCCGCCAUGCCCGUAGCGGAUCUGCCAGAAGAACAAAAUGCUCAGGACGGGCUUCGCCGACGACGAGCAACAUUGCCAAAAGGCGAAAAGCCGCGUACCUCGAGGGACCGUGUCAUGGCGAUCUCUUUUCUAGAUACGCUGACGAUGAAAACGGCAGAUACGUUGGGCGAUGGACGGAGCUCACCUAUUGCCGAGGAACCACUGCUGCCUCAAACGUCCGUGGUAGUCGUUUUCAAAAGCGGUGUACUGCAAGAGUGGGACAUCUUAUCGGGCGCGUGCACACAAAGCAUCGUAACACAACAUGGGAGAAAUGUCAAACUGUUGCAUGUCGUUGAAAAUCGAUCGUCGAAGCCAACCGAUACGCAAUGGAUUUUUACAGCCUCAAAAAACGGGAUUGUCAGAUCUUGGGAACGCAAACUUGUCGACUGUGCUGAUAGUGGUGCGGAAACAGACUCGACAGAUGACACCUGUCCUGUGCCGACAAGCCGCAUACAGUGGCAUUGUCGAUAUGUUAUUGAUGGUCACAAUCAUGAAUCCAUAGUUGCACUGGCAAGCGAGAAUUCGGCGGGUUCGGCAGGAAUCGUGGUGACGGGUGCCAGUGAUGGUGCGCUGAAAGUAUGGGGUUUCGAUACGGGCGAUCAUGUACUGACAUUGUGCCAAGGCGGUGUCAAGAAGACGCAUCCUGAAAUCCAUGCGGGCGGCCCACUGUUGCGUUUCAGUAAAUUUGCUACCAACUCGACAGCCCACAGAGACAACGACGAUCAAUAUCGCGAGCCAGGACAACCGUUGCACAGUGCUGUUGCAGAGAUCGUUGUUGCAAGAUAUUGUGACGCCACGGAAGGCCCAGGUUCCCAUCCAAGCCAUGAGCGUUGCCUAGGCAGCGGAUUUAUUGUAGCGUGCAGCUCGAUGGAUGAUACAGUACACGUAUGGCGUUUGGACCGUCCUCAGGGUGUUCAUGAUAAAUCGUGUCAGCCAUACUCCAAAGAUUAUCGCCGUCAACAGAUCAAGCGCAGUCGAAAACCCAGUAUGUCACUGCAAGCUUCUUCAGAAGAUGCCUUGUCCGAUCCACGAAGCAGUCGGCAAAGACGAAGAUUGGCUUCAAUGAGCAAUGGUACCAAUGGAACUAACAAGCGCCGUAUUCGUGUUGUUCGUUCUCAAUUGACACUCAAGGAGGAUGAAGUAACCGAUCUCCUGGAUAUUGAGCAGCUGGCGACUGCACAGGAAAACGACGCUGCGCUGGAACCCAUCUUCCUCGGAAAAAUACAACAAUUCGCUGGUCGAGGGUUGGUUUUCUGUGAUAAUAUGGUGCUUGCCGGUGUCCGACAACGAUUGCAAGAUGAACACGAAACACAUAUCCAGUGGGAAGCAUGGUUCGCGUCCCUGAGAUAUCGGGAAGCUCCUGAUAGCGACACAACCAUUCCUGUAGAAACCUUUAAUCUAGAGGUUGAUAAAAAGGAAGUGCCAGAAAAGCGACAAGCAACAACAGCCCUGUGGCCGCUUUUUCAGCAGCUGCUUCACCUCCUUUUACCAACACCGACUUCGACCAACAGACGAUCGGCGCUUCAUAGGCUGAAGUCAAGCAAACCGAAACGCCUACGCAGUUCAUUUAUGCAUAACGAAGAUUCAAGUUCGCAUGACCAAGAUAUGGAAGAAGCCAACGAAAUUCUUCCAUUCGCUGUUAUUCGCCACGUUCUUCCUUUGAACGGUAACGGUGUCAUUUGCGACUUCGGCAAUUUCAUCAAGGUAGUCUCCAUUGACAAUUCAACGACAAUCCCAUCCGAGAAAGGAGAGUCACCUAGCCUCGAUCGAGAAGUGGACCAAGCUCGUGAAUCUAUCACUGCCAUUCAGCCUAGAAACGGCCACAUCACCUUGGACGACGGAAGGCAAGACUUCCCACCUAUAGAAGGACGGCUCGGAUACAGUGGCGGUACUGUAUGUAAUCCUAGGAAUAAGGCCAACUGCGUGCUUAAAGCCAACUGUGCUCGCGCGGCUGACUGUGCCGGAGCGCCAACAUCCUUUGGGCGUCAGUAGAAGCAUUGUAUAACAAUUGAUUAAUCGCAUUUUUACCCUCAUUUAUCUAUCAUUGUAUUCUUACAUUCAUCAAUAAACAUAUGACCUUGCUUGAGAUGAGACAUCACCGGAGAAGAAACAAAGGGGAC